AUGGAAUCUGAGAUUCCAGUACCAUUGAAGAGGAAUAAGAAGAAGAAGAGCAUCGACCAUGGCGUGCAUGAGCUCAUGACUCGUGGAGUAGCUUGUGCAGCUCCUAGCUCAUCUUCUUCUGCCAAUCCUUUCGGUGCUCUAGGCAACGCUCUUAUCGAUCGGUUCUUCUUCUAA
Prunus armeniaca (apricot) is the source of this 174-nucleotide messenger RNA. NCBI's taxonomy places the organism in Eukaryota, Viridiplantae, Streptophyta, Magnoliopsida, Rosales, Rosaceae. The record is from the annotation of a GenBank genome assembly.